Salvelinus sp. IW2-2015 is the source of this 2460-nucleotide messenger RNA. Lineage: Eukaryota; Metazoa; Chordata; Actinopteri; Salmoniformes; Salmonidae. The record is from RefSeq and is a predicted model, not a curated record.
UUCCGGUUCCGGUUUAGACGCCUGGGAAGCUAGCUAGCUACUUCGAUACAGGUUUCAAUUGCUUCUUUGACCCAUCAUCUCUUCACUGGCAACUUUCUCAACAGAGAUUAGAUACGUCUACGUUCCAGCAUGUCUCACAACUACUCCUACAGACGACCACCACCAGCUAAAGAUCUAAGAGAUAGCUCUUUAGACUCUCCAGAUCACCUGCACCCCGGAGACCACAGUGACAAUGUUUACAGGUCGUCUCAGGAGCCACCAUCUCAUUGCACAAUACCAUCCUACCCAUACUCCUCAUCCAGAGCCUCCGCUGCCACCGAGUCCCCUUACUCCUCCUCACUAAACAGGUCAGACCAAACUCUCCUGAGCAGCUGUGGGCUCGAGCCCAAAGACUUGUCUCUACUAGCCGAGAUGCCUGAGGAUCUCAACAACGUGGAGAACCUACCACAUCUGGUCCUGGAGAUCAAGAAGAAGAGGGCGACACAGCAGUCGCCAUAUCCAGCUAUGAUCUCUUACCCUCUUGCUGCCAUAUCUCGUCCCCCCUCUGCUACCCCGCCUCCAGGCCGUGUGUGGGAGCAGGGUGACCGGAGUCAUUCUCAACAAUUAGACUACCCGUUGGACAUCCACCCCUCUCUUCCCCCUUCCCAACUUCUUCCCACAGAACAGGCUGAGCCCUGGCAACUAGAUCGGCAUGGCAUCUCGAUGCAGUACACAUGCUCUCGCCUAGAACCUGUACCUGUCCAAGAUGUGGACUACCCCUAUGGUAAAGAAACUCCCAGAAGUUACCAAACUCCUAGGUCCACUUACAGCACGGCCCAAGGAGGAAGCAGCAGCAGCUGGAAACCCCCCAACUCAUCCCAACCAGCAGUAGAUUACAGGUACUCACCACCACCGACUACAGACUACAGACCACGCCCAGACCAAGAUGUCCCAGUUGUCACAAUCAAGAUGGCCACCUCUGGCAACACUCCCACCAAGAAGGCUGCUCUUGACUUCCACGGAGAAAUCCCCAAAACAUUUCCUCAUUCGUGCUCUCUCUGUAAUAUUACCGUGCUCUCUGAAAAGUACUGGUUCCCACAUGCCAAUGGAACUCAACAUGCAGAGGGACAGCUCACACUUCUUAAAAUGUAUCCUGAGUGGGAUUGCCAGAUGCAGACCACCAGAAAUGGUGAUGAGACCGAAGAAGAGACCGAAGAAGAGACAAAGACACCGAAGAAGAGAAGAAAAGAGAAGACUGGUGGACCUUCCCAUAGGUUGAUUAACUACUUGGGUAAACCGUCAAGUAGCGGCUCUAGAGAAAGAAAAGACCCUAAGACAAAGGUUGCUAAGAGGAGUGGCAAAGUGGUUUGUGCCAAAUUUACUGCCCGGUCUCUCAACGAAGAUGGUUUGAAGGACCUGAUUAAACCGUUUGGUGAAGUUGUGAAAGUCAUCAUGUUCCCUGCUUUGCUUCAGGCGUUUGUGGAGAUGGGCUCAAAGGACCAGGCCGCCGAUAUUGUGACAUACUACCUCAGUAACCCAGUGAUGGUGAAAGGAGGACAAGUCACCUUCUCUGUCUCUUCAACAUUUAAUUUCCUGCAGAGUUCCCGGGUGUUGCGUUUUUCCCCUGUGCCUUCUGGCAAAGAGUCUGCCGCGUGGAAGAGAGAGUUACUGGCCGUAGCUGAAGGAUUUGGACCUGUAAAGCGCACUCUAUUCUUACCCACGCAGGCAUUUGUGGAAAUGACAAAUGCACUAGAUGCACAGAAGCUMGUUGGACACCAUACGUCUAAACACCUGAAAAUAGAUGAGAUACAUAUUAAAGUGGCCUUCUCUUCAGAGUAUAAUACACUUCGGACCAUAUCUGACAAGAAGUCUUUAGACAUGAAGUCUAAAGACAGGAGCAGGAAUUCUGAAGACCGAUCUAAGAGGAAGAGAACCCCAAGCCACAGAAGGCGGUCCCUCAGCCCCAGGAGAGAUUCCCCAACCACCUCAAAAAGGAGGAGGAGUAGAGAGAGGGAUAGCGACCACCACAAAGAACGAGUGAAAUCAAAACUGGGGGGUAAAGCAGUCCAAAGGUCCCCAGCAAACAAGUCCAGCCGGUCUUCCAGAAGCCCUCGCAGCCAAGGUCCCCCAGCAAAACAGAGCUCCAGCGGUCUUCCAGAAGCCCUCGCAGGCAAGGUCCCCCAGCAAACAGAGCUCCAGCCGGUCUUCCAGAAGCCCUCGCAGGCCAAGUCCCCAGCAAACAGAGCUCAGCCGUCUUCCAGAAGCCCUCGCAGGCCAAGGCAAGUCCCCAGCAAACAGAGCUCCAGCUGUCUUCCAGAACCCUCGCAGGCCAAGGUCCCCCAGCAACAGAGCUCCAGCCGGUCUUCCAGAAGCCCUCGCAGCCAGUCCCCACAAACAGAGCUCCAGCCGGUCUUCCAGAAGCCCUCGCUCCCAUACAAAAGAGAGGUCUCCAGUGAGAAGAAGACCCCAGGUUCUGGUUAA